Messenger RNA from Dreissena polymorpha, 4528 nucleotides. RefSeq lists its product as uncharacterized. The record is from RefSeq and is a predicted model, not a curated record. NCBI's taxonomy places the organism in Eukaryota, Metazoa, Mollusca, Bivalvia, Myida, Dreissenidae. The coding region runs from base 175 to 4419 and encodes 1414 amino acids. The transcript is spliced from 5 exons.
CAGAAAUCAACACCUUUGCCGUCGACACCUCAAGCAUGUGAUUUACAACCUGCUAACGGUCAUAAAACCUGGCAGAUAAAUGUUAGAAGUCACUGGACCGUUACAUUUGCAUAAUUGGUGAAAAAGUAAACGAAUGUAGUGAAACGGUAUGGGAUGGUUAUUAGAACUUGAAAAAUGUCUGCGAACAUAAAUAAUGUGUUCACCGACAAGGAGACGUCUAACUGGUUUAAAGCGUCCAUCGCUCUGAUUGUCACCAAACAAGGACUAGAAAAGUUUGUUGACACAGAAGUACAAAAGGUACACGCUGCGGUCGUGGCUAGUUGUGGACAAUGUUAUACAGAAAACUUACUCCCUUGUCCUCAAGGGAAAUGGAAAUGUCAAAAUACUAAACCGUGUAAGUUUCACAAACUCCCAGCUUUUAAACAUCGACCUUGUCCUGUUGGCGUAUGUGACAAAGUUAAAAAAAACAUCGAAUCGUAUCACAGAUAUUCGCUUCCAUCAUGGAAGAAUACAAGAGCAAAAUUAUGGGGGACCAGUCACUGGGAAGUCGCCAAAUGCUUUCUGCCUCCAGAUGGUUACAUUGAUGUUUCGUCUGUUCAGGACACUGACUUCAAUGGAGUUAUAAGUGUCCUACUCAAUUGCAAGCACUUCGACAUGUUCUUCUCCUUCCCCAUAGCAGCAUCGCCGCAAUGCAUUUUGACCCAGGCUCGUCAGAUCAGUAAAGCAGUACGUCACACAACCAGUUGUCAGGUUACAGACACAGAUCUAAAUGAUUAUAUCCAGACACUCACGUCACUGCUCUCCGACCCAGCGUACCUUGCAAUUGACCCAGACGCGACAACAGCUAGAAAUAAACUCAUAGAUUUACAGAAUAAUCAGCCAUUCAUAACCCCGGAACAACUGAUUGAACAUCUCAAAGACGCACAACAAACGCUACUUAAACUGCAGAGAUCAGGAGAAACACUUACACAAGAACAACAAGGACUCUCAGAAAAAAUAGAUAAGAGUCUAGAAGAUAUUACAGCCCAUUUAAAAACGUGUCUUAAAAGUUUAGACCAAAAUGCGAAAGAAGCUGCGGAACGUGUUUUACAAGAAAGACAAAACGCACUUCAAGCGAUAGAGACUAAGCAGCAAGCCAGUCUUCAAAAUAUAGAUGAAAAGGCAAAAGAAGCAGAGAAGCGCAUUUCCCAACAAGGCGAGCAAACAAUUCAAGAGAUGCAGACUACGAAGCAUGCCAGUCUUCAAAAUAUAGAUGAAAAGGGAAAAGAAGCUGAAAAGAGCGUUUCACAAAAAGGCGAAGAAACGCUUCAAGAGAUAGAGACUAAGCAGCAAGCCAGUCUUCAAAAUAUAGACGAAAAGGGGAGAGAAGUAGAAAAGAGCGUUUCAAAAGAAGGCGAAAAAACCCUUCAAGAGAUAGAGACUACGAAGCAGAUCAGUCUUCAAAAUAUACAUAAGAAGCGAAAAGAAGCUGAAAAGAGCGUUUCAAAAAAAGGGGAAAAAACUAUUGAAGUUAUGGAAAAUAAAGAGCAGGCCAGUCUUCAAAAAAUAGAUGACAAAGGAAAAGAAACUGAAAAGCGCAUUUUACGAGAAGGCAAAAACGUGGUAGGGAUAAUUGAGUCCAAGAAGCAGAAAACCCUUGAAAUUCUAGAUGAGAAGUAUAAAGAAAUCAAGGAAGACACAAAUCAAUAUAAUCAAGAAGUGAAAGAAUUUCGUCAAAAGUUGAUUCAACAUUAUAACAUAAAACUCAAGAGCAUGCCAUUAUCUCGAUUAAACCCUAGUAAUGACAGCACGACUUUAGAAGAGAUGUAUGCUACACCUAUACUCUACAGAACAGACAAGAAUAAGUGGCGGUCUCAAGGACAAUAUGAACAAGAAGGAAGAACCAUAAUUCAUUCUUACAAAGACAUGUUUGGUGCAACUUGCAAAAAUGGUGUACGUAUAUUCGUACAAGGCGAAGCAGGUUCUGGUAAAACAACGUUUGUAGCAAAGUUAGUGUUAGACUGGUGCAAAGGGUUUCAAUCAACAAUUAAAACUAAUGAAGCGGAAACUGAUUUGGAGGACCUUGAAACGUUACAGAUGUUUCCAUUUGUCUUUCUUGUCACGUUGAGAGAUUCUAUUGGUGAACGUGAAAUACCUAAGAUGAUUAAGCAACAAGUUACAGACAUAAUAUAUUCUGACUUUAAGCGGGAAAAAGCCUACGCACUCGUACAACAAAUCAUGGAAAAGGAAAUAUGCCUUGUGGUGCAAGACGGUCUUGAUGAGUGGAAUGAUGUGCAAAUCAAACUAGGACAACCGUUGAUGCUUAGUAGUCAUACUAGCUGUUUCGUAUUAACUACAACGCGACCGUGGAAAAUGGCUGACGAAAGCAUCAAAGAUUCAGACGUCGGUGAUUUGAUCAUGUUGGAAGGCGUACAGGAUCCAUACAAGCUGUGCGCAAAGGUGAUUGGGAAAUACAAAGAUGGUGAUAUAACCUCUCAUCUUUGUGAUUUCGAAAGUUACUUGCGAUCUUCCAAUGUCAACAAUGAUAUGAUGUUGAAGCCAAUGUUGCUAAACCUCUUUGUGCUUGCAUGGAUCGAAGACAAUCCUUUAAAAGGAUCAUCAUGUGAAAUAUAUAGCGUAUUGCUCGACACCCUUCUUAUAAAGACUGGAAAAGUUGGGACCGGAAAACAAGAUAACGGUUACCAGUGGCCACCGGUCAAAUGUUUCGCACGUACACGCUACUUAAAACCAAAUAUCGAAAUUAUUAAUACACUUUCACUUCUCGCAUUUCGGCAGUUAUUUUCUCUCGUAAAAGAGUUUCGUAUUGUAUUUGUGGACAAAGACAUGAAAAAGUAUAAGAUUUCCAAAGACAUAAAGAAAUUUGCUCUUCGUUGCGGUAUUCUUGUAGAAAGAAAAUGUCCAACGUUAACGUAUGCAUCAUCCACGUUUUCAUUCGUACAUAAAAGCGUGCAAGAAUUUCUAGCUGCAUAUUUCAUAGCAUGCAGUCAACAUGCCAUUGAUGUCUUCAUCCCUUGGUUGAUAGAAAAAGGACAUUAUAACAUAGACGAUAUGUUUAAUAUUUUUAAGUUUCUGUGUGGGCUUAAUAUCGAAGCAGCAAAUAAACUAUCGUGCUUACUGGACGGACUAGAAGGAACAUGGUAUCUAAUGAAAUUCCAGAAAACUCUAAUGGACGGAUGUAGAGAAGCUCUGGCUAACGACGUUGAUGAAACUAAGAUUAAAUUGAAACUCAGUUCGAUAAACUACUGGCAUCAGUUUUAUUAUGUAGAUUAUAUACCAUUCAACUGCGUUGUAAAAGUGAACCUAUCAAACAUUCGGUCAUUGACAAUAAUAGACAGUUGUUUGAAAUCUGGUGAAUUAUAUUUGCAUUCACAAUACAUAAAAGACGUACUGAUAUCGUCAGCUCAUUGUCUUGAGAAUCUGAAGUUAACCUUCACCGUUGACUGCGCGGCCACCCGACUUAUUGAUUGGUACAAAAACAGUGCUAACUUUAGAAUUACAGAUAACUUCAAGACAUUGAAAACCAUACGGAUAGAUUGCGUAAUCGUUUCUUUUUCGAAAUUGUUGUUUCCCGAUGAUGCAACAAUAGAGAUGCAAAACGAUAUAGAAAUGAUAUUUCCUGGAAGCAAUUCACAUGCAACAGGAAUUAAAGACAUCAUAGUUCCUUGCACUAUCGAAGAAAUUACAUUACAAAAUGUCACAAUAUCAUCUACAUGGCUGCGACACUUGUUGAUGAAACUUGCCUCAUUUGAUCAUGCAGUAACUUGCAGGCUUAGAGGCUGCAUAAUAGCAACGUCAAGUGCCUUUAGUGAUAAACCGUGCAACGAUAAUCACACUUCUGAUGGGGACAGUUGCGAGUCGAACUCAAUCCAACGUGAUCGAAACAAUUUAACGUUUGUAUGCAGUCCAGACUGUGAGGGAUUGUACGAGGCAUUAACUGGGCUGAAAAUUAAAAAUCUUGAAUUGUUCCGUAUUUCAAGGUACGAUCUUUUUGCCAAUAUACUGCAUACGAUCGCGGAACUAGAAUCGUUGAAGAUAGCAUUCUUCACGUUUAUAAAUGAUAGCGAACCGUUGGAUUUCAAUUUUAAUGCAUGCAAUAAAAAGACAAUUGAGUUCAUUGCUUUGUCACCGGUUGAGUUGCGGAAUCUACUGGGAAAAUUUUCCGAGUGUGAUCACCCGCUUGAGUGCAGGCUGCAUUGUGGUGUUGAUGAGGAUAGGCUUAGAGAGUAUGACGACAUUAUGCGGGAUCUCCAUUUACUUCAAUUCCCAGGAGUGACUUUGAUUUCUUGCUCCUUAUGCGAAGAGUGUUUUUAUUGUGAAUAUGAUGAUUAUGGCGAUCGUGAUAACUCAAUCCAUGAUAGUCAGUUUAAGUUUCACAAUGCAUUUUACAUUAGAAUAGAACUUCAGUGCAAAGGUAAUUAAUACAUUUUAUUAACACAAUGAAAACACAUACAGUGUCUAUACAUUUUCUGAAUAAGAUUUUAACAUAUAGUUACCAUAAUGUCGUAUACAAAAUAAAAUAAAAAAUAUA